Juglans regia (Persian walnut) is the source of this 3604-nucleotide messenger RNA. RefSeq lists its product as uncharacterized. Gene Ontology annotation, biological process: regulatory ncRNA-mediated gene silencing. The record is from RefSeq and is a predicted model, not a curated record. Lineage: Eukaryota; Viridiplantae; Streptophyta; Magnoliopsida; Fagales; Juglandaceae. Bases 478 to 3450 code for a protein of 990 amino acids. The transcript is spliced from 3 exons.
ACCAUUACCGGGGAUAAAGCAAACCGCCCCAUCAUCUUUCUCAUAUCUGCCUUCGGACCCCAUAUUUCGUCGUCAGAUUGUUUGGUAGAACACCCUUAGAGGUAUGAGAGUGUUUCUGGAUUCUCUAAUACAUGAAUUUUGAGAAACCGAAGCAACAAAAAAAACUUGGUUGAAAAAUUACCAUGGAAUCUUACCAACAUCAAAAGGUUUGAAAUCUCUCUGAUCCUUAACUCUUGCUGCAUGGAAAUCAAAGCCUUUUUCUGGGUCUUCUUUCUUUGAUCUCUAGUUGUAAUCUUUGUGCGUAUUUAUAGGGCUAGGGUCACAGAUACCAUCCUACCGUGCUUGAAACAUUUUGGCUGUGUGUCUUUAGAUUUGGGCUUUCCAAGUCCUUCAUCCUUUGAUCUUAAGAUUUGAUAAAAUUACUCACUCUAAAAGUCGAGUUUUUAAAUUCUAAAGGAUUUAACAGUGUAACUAAGGAUGCAAUCAAGAAGGCAUGAUGAUUAUUCUACAAUUGCCCCGGGUUCAAAGUUCCGUGCUCAACACCGGUCGAGAAUGGGUACUGACCCUUGCAAUGGUACUCUUUGUGAUCGGUCUCCGCUCACCCGGCAGAAUGCGAGUCCUCAUGAGUUUGAUGGGUCGAGACGGGUUGUGGGUGCUAGUCGAAGGAGUGGUUCUGCUGAAAGGGGGGAUUAUGCUUGGCAUUUGGGUGGUGGUAGUGGAGGUAGAAGAGAUAGGAUGCGAUCAAGGUCACCCCCUUUCGAGCAAGUGAAAAGAAGGGCUCAGUUCCAUGAGGGUGGUAUUGGCAUGCGUAGGGAUUAUGAUCUGCCUAUAGAGUUGCAGCGGAGAUAUGAGUUGGCCGAUCGUACUGAUGAUAAGGUUGGUGAUGAUAGCUUGACUUCAACAAAUGUUUAUGGAUAUCAGCAUUAUAGUUCUAGAAUGGGUAAAGAGAAGGACUUUAAUGAAAGCAGAUUGUCAGAAGCUGGUGGACGUAGAAUGUUGGGUCAGAAAUCAAUGGCAAUGGAAGAUGGCAUACCUCGGGGGUCAUAUCGGUUGCCUCAAGAUCGAGGUCCCACAUCAAAUUAUAGAGAAACUGAUGGGCACCUAUCAUCCUCAUCACAAAGUAUAGAUAUACGCCGGAUUGAGCAUGAAACGCUUCAGUAUCGGGACCCUGUAGCUGUCGAUGAGUUACCAAUCCUGGAAUCAUCCAAAGAUGGAGAGAAACCCAUGUUUCAAUCAAGGGAUGUGCCAUAUCUCGUUGGGUCGGCAUCUCACUCCAAAGAUUCUGCAAGAACCUUUCCUCUGAAGGAUUUGGCAAUCUCCUCUUCAAGGAUGUUGAGGGAUGAGUUUUCGGGUUCUUAUCAGGAUGGCAUUCACUUGCCUCCUUCUGAUGAGUUUUCAAGGAAUGGCAGAAAUCUUAUAGAUCCUAUUGGCUGUAACAUAUAUGGGCGAAGUCCACUUAUAGGGUCCCCUGGACACCACGAAACUAAACAGAGGAAUCUGACAUAUUGCCAAAGAGGUGCAUAUAGUCCCACCAGGGUUAAGUGUGAAGAUCAUUCAUACCCAAAACUACGGGGAACUGCAAACGAUGACCGUGAACAUCCUCCUGAUGACUUAUACAGAGCGAUUCCACCACAUGCUCCACUAGACUAUGACCUUGCACAAAUCAAUUACGAUCAUAGACAUAUGUCAAGACCUAGUAACAUGCACCCUAUCGUAAAUAGGGCUCAUGAUAACAGCGAUGAUCCUUACGGAAAUUCUGACAAAGGAAUUAUAUUGGACCAUUCCACUUUACCAAAGCAUGCAGGUUUAGACUACCUUGAUAUGAAUAGAACAUCAAAUACAUCAACGCAAGGUGGGGAGUAUUUGGGUUCUGGAUGUAAUGAUGUUGACUUUGGAAGGAGAGUGCCAGAACACUACAAAAAGGCACAUUUGAGUGCAUCACAAGAUCAUCAUUUAAUACAUUUGAGAUCAGAUUAUGCUUUUGGAAAAGAUGCAGGUCCAAAGUUUCUGAAGGAAAGGCUGCAGAGUCCUCCUAUUUCUAAAUAUGAUUCAGAUAUGCACAGACAUUCUGUAAGAACGCAGAGAAUGGAGGAGGAGCUUGGCUUAUGUGAACCAUUAGAUAGGGUGAUUAAAAGAAAGUACAGUGCUGAUGAAGAAUUAGGCGGGCAUGAUUCUGGAAGAUUCAUGUCAAAAUGGGAUGCGGCGGGAGAGCUUCAGGAUCUAUAUGAUAGAGGUGAAGAGUGGAUUGAUGAUGAUACAAGUGGUUUGUAUUCAUCCAAUGUUGUGGGAUUUGACCGUAAUGAAUACAGAAAGUCCAAGAGGAUUUAUGAUAGGCUAGAACGUCAUCAAGAUUUUACAUCUGAUGAAUGGUUAUCAUCUCAAGAUUUUUUGGCACAUACGCAAAGGCAUUCAGUUAGAUUGUAUAAACAUGGCGGUCAAUUUACAAGGUGUCAUCCAAGAAAUGGUUCUUUCAGCUCAAAUAACUUGCACUAUCUUGAUAGAAGAAGUGGUUUUCACAAACAUCCCAAAGUUUGGAAAAGUAAUGAUGAUUAUUAUGAGGAUGUGCACGAAGACUAUGGUAACCCUUCAGAAGAUUGGGCGAGUCACUCAGAGUCUGAGCCAGCCGAGGACACUGAGAAAUUCAAGCAACUGGUACAUGAAGCCUUCCUAAAGUUCUCUAAAAAGUUGAAUGUGAACCCAGCUGUCCGAAGACGAUACAAGGAGCAAGGGAAAGGUGGUAGUUUGUUCUGCAUUGCAUGUGGCAGAAGCUUGUCAAAGGAGUUCAUGGAUACCCAACGCUUGGUAAGACAUGCCUUUAUGUCUCACAAGGUUGGCCUGAGAGCACAACACUUGGGUCUUCACAAAGCAAUAUGUGUUUUGUUGGGGUGGAAUACUGUUGCCCCGCAUGAUACCAUAACAUGGGUUCCUCAGGUCUUAUCCAACGCAGAAGCUUUGGCUCAGAAGGAGGAUUUGAUACUCUGGCCUCCUGUCAUUAUCAUCCACAACAUAUCCAUGUCAGACAAUAAUCCAGGAAAGUGGAAGGUCAUUACCAUGGACGAGAUUGAGGCUUUACUAAGAAGGAAAGGUUUUGUGAGGGGAAGAAUCAAGGUUUGCCUUGGACGGCCUUCGGAUCAAAGUGUUAUGGUUGUAAAGUUCUUGGGCACUUUCACUGGGAUGGGAGAUGCAGAGAGGCUUCACAAGUACUAUGCUGAGAAUAAGCGCGGUAGAAUCGAUUUCGGGCAACUUGCGAUGAACAAUGGCAAAAGCAGCAACAGCUGGGAUGCAGGAAUGCAGGGAGACGGGGGGGAGGAACAUGUUCUGUAUGGGUACAUGGGUAUUGCAGAAGACUUGGACAAAGUGGAUAUUAACACAAGGAAAUCGAAUUUGAUAAAGAGUAAGAAGGAGAUUCAGGACCUAGCAAAUGCUCCUGUUAGACCUGAAGAGAGGUAGAUAAUGUCCACGUACAACUGUUAUAGUUUUUUGUUCCCAAAACUCUUGUAGGGAAAAUUCCAGGCUUUCUUUUCAAGGGUCUCUCCAGGUAGUUUUGUAGACAAGAUGUCACGAAAAGCUAGUUUCUGUUAUAUAAACUAUGUUUUGCUUUUAA